Messenger RNA from Corticium candelabrum, 2171 nucleotides. Its product is annotated as actin-related protein 5-like. Gene Ontology annotation, cellular component: cytoplasm; Ino80 complex. The record is from RefSeq and is a predicted model, not a curated record. Gene Ontology annotation, biological process: regulation of DNA-templated transcription. The transcript is spliced from 20 exons. Bases 22 to 2034 code for a protein of 670 amino acids. NCBI's taxonomy places the organism in Eukaryota, Metazoa, Porifera, Homoscleromorpha, Homosclerophorida, Plakinidae.
CGGGUAGUCUAUGUGUGCAACAUGGGCGAGCCGUUGUACACCUUCAAAGACGAAUUUCCAGAUCCCGAUCUAAUCUCCAGUGAUUACGAGCAGUUUGAAGACACGAAAGUACCCAUAGUUAUCGACAAUGGUUCUUUCCACUGUCGUGCUGGUUGGGCAUCAGAGUCCAGCCCGAGAUUAAUUUUUAGGAAUCUCUCUGCAAAGUCUAAAGGGAAGAGGGAUUUGGAGUUGUCUUCAGUUGGAAAUAAUAUUGGAAAUUUGGAAACUGUUCGCUGGGCACUUAGAACUCAGUUUGAUCGUAAUGUGGUGACACACUUUGAAGCGCAGGAGCUGGUGUUUGACUACAUAUUUUCUCAUUUGGGAAUCUACACAUCUGGUCAUGUUGACCAUCCAAUUGUCAUAACUGAACCAGUCUGCAACCCAAAUUACUGCAGGAAUUUGAUGUCUGAAUUGCUGUUUGAAUGUUAUCAUGUACCAAGUGUGGCUUAUGGAAUUGAUGGUCUGUUUAGUCUCUACUAUAAUCAGUCGCAGUCAAGAAAUGCAUUAGUAAUUAAUUCAGGAUUUCAAUCCACUCACAUUUUACCUGUGCUGAAUGGAAAACUCUAUGCAAGUCAGGCAAAACGGAUUAAUGUGGGUGGAAAUCAUGUUAUCAGCUUUAUGCAACGGUUAUUGCAGCUAAAGCACCCAGCUCAUUUGCAGGCUGUGACUCUUAGCAGAGCCCAAGAGCUAGUCCAUGACUUCACAUACAUGGCUGUUGAUUUUAUGGCUGAGCUGAAUGAAUGGAAAGGUGGAGCUGUGCCAGAUGGCAAGCUUAUCAAGAUUCAAUUGCCUUAUACUGAACUUCCAUUAAUGGAUCCUGAAGAAUUGGCACAGAAAGAAGAGAGAGAGCAAGAGCGACGUCAGACACAAGCACAAAGACUCCGAGAAAUGACAUCUAGGAAACGAUUAGAAAAACUGAGUGAGCUAGAACAGCAGUUGGAGUAUUGGAUGUCUGUCCAGGCAAUGGAGGACGAGAACCUUGAUGAGUUUUAUGUUGUACUUGGUCAACUUGAGUUUGAAUCUUCAAAAGACUUGCAGAGCGCAAUAGAUCGGCACAGAGCAUCUAUUGAAAAGAUACAGAUGGCAAUUGCAGCCAGCGAAGCUCGAUAUGAGCAAGAGAAUGAAGAACCAACGACAAAAAGAUUGAAAGACGAUACUUCAGAUGAGCCAGGUCCUGUAAGUGAGCAAUGGCUAAAGAGCAUUCGUGCAAGAAGACAAAGUUUGAUAGAAUCAAGACAACAACGCCAGCAGAGGAGACAGCAGCUGGCUAAUCGAAGAAGUCAUGCUUCAAAGGAGAGGAUGAGACUAAUAGCAGAGCUCGCACAUGAUGAUCAAACUAUAGGAGCUGUCUCAGGACGAGGUAAAGAAAGGCAGAGACAUGACACAUUUGGACAGAAUGAUGAUGACUGGCAUGUCUACCGUACAAUUAAUAAAGAAGCUGAUGACUCUGAUGAUGAAAAGGAAGAGUCUGAACUGCAACAACUUGAGCAGCUUUUACGUCAGCAUGACACUCAAUUUACAACAGUUGAGCCAGAGUUAACCCAUCGACCAUCGAUCGAUACUGCUGGUUUUUAUCAGCUACAUCUUGGAAUUGAACGAUUCCGGACUCCUGAAGUUGUCUAUCAACCAUCACUAAUUGGCAUAGACCAAUCAGGCAUUACAGAGACAACACAGUUUGUUCUGAAACACUUUACUUCAGAAGAACAGCAGCUUCUAGUGGAGAAUGUGUUUGUCACUGGAGGAAAUUCAAUGGCUCUCAACUUUAAAGAACGCCUUGAAACAGAACUCCUGGCGAUCAGGCCAUUUCUAUCAAAAUUCAAAGUUACUUUAAGCAAAGAUCCUGUGUUGGAUGCGUGGCUGGGAGCCAGUCGUUGGGCACGUAACGCAGAGAACUUUGUGGCUGCUUUCUUGACGAGAUCAGAUUAUUUAGAGAUGGGUGGCGAGUACUUGAAAGAACAUUUUGCAUCAAAUGUCUAUGUGGCUACUCCAAAAUAGGCUAGAUAUGCCAGUGAUAUAGGUUGAUUACAUUAGUGUGUAGGAGCUACCUAGUAGACACUGGUAUAUUCAUGAUGAGAUUUUGGUAUAUCAACAUGUUAGAAUGUAGCAGUGGAACUGGUUAAAUUUCACUGGAA